GCCCGCGCCCCUCCACGCUUUAAAAUGAGCGCUGCGCUCACAGCCUCGUGUUCAGCAGCUCCAUCCUCCUCCUCUUCCAUCUCCAUCCUGCUCAUCGGCCUCCUCGGUCUCCGCCUCUCGUAGUGCGGCCAGAACAGCAAAACCUGCAGACAUGCCGUCGCACGAUGGUCGCUUCAAGCAGCUGGAGCGCAAGCUGCACGUGAAGAACGUGAUGAUCCGUGAGGCCUUGGCGGAGUUCAUGGGGACCUUCCUUCUCGUCCUGUUUGGCUGUGGCUCAGUGGCGCAGGUGGAGCUGAGCGACGGCACCAAGGGACGGUUCCUCACCAUCAACCUCGCCUUCGGCUUCGCCGUCACCAUGGGCGCCUACUGUGCCGCCGGCGUCUCCGGCGCGCACUUGAACCCGGCGGUGUCGAUGGCACUGGCGGUGCUCGGCCGCUUCUCUUGGAGCAAGUUCCCCUUGUACGUCACCGCUCAGCUGCUCGGGGCCUUCAUGGGCGCCGGCACCGUCUUCGGCCUCUACUACGACGCCUUCAUGUACGUCUCCAAAGGGAACCUGACGCUGCAGCUCGCAGGGGUCUUCGCCACCUUCCCGUCACCGCAUCUCUCCAUCGGAAACGGAUUUGUUGAUCAGCUGAUUGGCACAGCGGCGCUGCUCGUGUGCAUCCUCGCCGUGAUCGACAAGCGCAACAACCCGGCGCCCCGCGGCAUGCAGCCCUUCCUCAUCGGCCUCAUCGUCGUGCUCAUCGGCCUCUCCAUGGGCUUCAACGCCGGCUACGCCGUGAACCCUGCGCGCGACCUCGGCCCCCGCAUCUUCACCGCCCUCGCCGGCUGGGGCUGGCAGGUCUUCUCGGCGGGCAACUACUGGAGCUGGGUGCCUGUGGUGGCGCCCAUGCUGGGCGGCGUGCUGGGCGCCUUCAUCUACGAGAUCUUCAUCGGCCUGCACCUCCCCGAAGAGCCGGCCAGCUCCGGGCCCGAGCCCGGGACCCCGCGAUCGCACCAGGAGCUCGCAAAGCUGCAGGCCAACAUGGCAGACGCCAUGUGCUGAUAGGGCGCGGGGGUGAGGGGUGAGAGGGGUGGGGUGGUUGAGGGGAGGGGGGCGCUCUAGUGUGGAACGAUGAAGGCAGCUCCUCCCACGUGGUUUUCGUGCCGUCCGUUCCGCGGCACGACGUUCCGACGUUUCUCCUCCACGUGCCACGAGAGCUUCUUCGGCAACCUAAGAAAUCCAGAAUUCGGCACGGUCACCCAAGAAACUCCUCGGCACGUGGAGCAAAACGUCGGACAUCGUGUGCCGAACGAUGCCCCCCGCCCCCCCCCCCCCCCCCCUCCCGAGAACCACAUCGGAGAACCGUGCAGCGCGACCACAUAAAAAACCCUGGACAGUGGGACAAAAGGGGAUCGCGUGGGGCACGGCGACUCGUCAGCGGCCCCCUCAAACCCGCCGGGGCGAGACGCAACGAGGCUGUUGCGUGGAUCCCCCGUAUCCGUUAACAGCAUUCGAUAAUCGGGCCAGAUUCAGUUGCGCAAGUUGGCGAGUCGUCUCGUUUUUUCCCCGGGCCAAGGCUUCCGCUAAGGUUGCCGUGACGCGUGUGAACCCCUUUGACAGGCCAGAGAGCCGGGUCACGCAGCCGGCUCCAUCGCGCUGCAGCGCGGGUGUCGCGUGCGGCGUGGGUGUCGCGAGUUACGAGCGUCGGCGGACUGUGAUCCCUGUGGUGGGUGACUUGUAAACCAAAAGCUGCCCGUGUAACAUGAAGUAGGAACCGCUCAUUGUGGUCCGUGCAGCUUGAAUUGGCAAACUAUAUUCGCUGCUGACAUUUGUAUGUUUUGGUUCUAGAUACUAGACGUACAUUGUAAAGUAAGAGCGACCCCUGUCCAGCAAAGCUUUAUAGUGGAGCCGAUUCUAACCGCGCGGUGAAAAAUAAUUGGGCCUCCCUUAAAGACAAUGUCAAAAUGAGAAUGGUGUUUGUAAUUUUGUUCUGAUCUGGCAUCCCACAUUGAGCAUUUUGGGUCAAAAAAUGUAACAUAGACUCCCACCAAGAUGAUCAUGAUAUAAUUUUAGUCUAUAUCCUUUAUUUCCAGUAAACCUCCUUGUAAUAUACCAACCCUUGCUUUUAAAUAGUUCAGUUACUCUCAUUUGAUUUAGCAAAUGUAGUCUUGUUAUCAAAUACAAAGCAUUUCACAAGUGAAGCUUAAACAUUUCUCAAAAGUUUCAUAAUAAAAAUGGGUGAAGGUUUUCGCAUACACUAGUUAAUAUACCGAAUUUUAUAUACGUUUUUAUUUCAAGACUAAUAAAGAUGUUGGGGUUGUUAGGGAGAAACGGUGCCGAAGGUCCCGAAGUGUUCUCAAGCGAAGUCCGUCGGCUCUUGAGCCACGCUCGACUUGAGCCGGCUCGGAGCCACGGUCCCAGCCACGCUCGGGAUCAAAGCCGAGCCACGUGUGAGCCGCUCGAGAUUUCGUCAAAGCGAAACGAGUGGCUCGAGUCGAGUCCCGGCCCUGACUGCAGUGCCCACGGUCACUUUUAUAUCGCCUCCUCCUCCUCCCUACUGGCAGACUAUCAAUGACCUAUCAGGCCGGUGCUGCGUUCACCUUGCGGCCACACAGAGACAGCUGCCACAGGGCGAGGGGGUCCCCUUGGCUCGACUGCAGCAGGGCAUUGGGAUGGUUGAUGUGAGACGCAAGGCGCUUUGAGUUGCUGACGCUUUUUGAGCGAGGGGCGGGGGUUGGGCAGGCCCCUGUACUUGCAACUUCUUUACUCUUCUUCACUUGUACAUCGGUUGCAUAUUAAUUAUUGUAUCUUUUGUAUAUGUAAAAGUAAUAUAGUCUUUUUGUGUCCUGUGCUUCAAAGUCUUAUAAGUCUAUACAUUUCAAUUUAACAGAAUAAAAUAAAACUGCCUCGAGAGA
Lethenteron reissneri (Far Eastern brook lamprey) is the source of this 2898-nucleotide messenger RNA. RefSeq names its product aquaporin-3-like. The record is from RefSeq and is a predicted model, not a curated record. Gene Ontology annotation, molecular function: urea transmembrane transporter activity; glycerol channel activity; water channel activity. Gene Ontology annotation, cellular component: plasma membrane; basolateral plasma membrane. Gene Ontology annotation, biological process: glycerol transmembrane transport; water transport. Lineage: Eukaryota; Metazoa; Chordata; Hyperoartia; Petromyzontiformes; Petromyzontidae.